GGGAAGGACGUGCAGAAAGCAGAGUAUCAGAAGGAGAGGGAAAGCUGUGUCAAGGGCACGCCGUCUGCUACAAGUUGAAUGCUUUGUUCCAGUAUUGGAGGCAGCAGCAUUCUCGAGUGCCGGGGCCCGGAACCGAUGGCAGACAAUGUCAACAACUAACAACAUAGCACAGGCCCGGAAGCUGGUGGAGCAGCUCCGCAUCGAAGCCGGGAUCGAGAGGAUCAAGGUCUCCAAAGCAUCUUCUGAGCUAAUGAAUUACUGUGAGCAGCAUGCCCGGAGCGACCCACUGCUGGUUGGAGUGCCCGCCUCAGAGAAUCCCUUUAAGGACAAAAAGCCUUGUAUCAUCCUAUAGCUUUGCCCCGUCCCGCGCGCGCGCUCUCUCUCAGGCAGGGCACUGUUCUGUACCGAUUUAAACCAAGUCACACACGUACACCUGCACGGAGGGGGAAACACUACACGUUGGAUUCAAAUAGACCUUGCAGUCUCCCAAAGCGACAGUGUUCAGACGGGGGCUUGGCUGCGCUGAGCAAGCUCCAAACCAAGAGAGAGGCCAAAUUAAAAAAAAAAAAAAAAAAAAAGGGGGGGGGGGGGGGCGUUUUUAAUACAGUGAUGUACUAAUUUUGGCUUCCUGGGGUGGGGGGGGUUGGAGGAAGCAGAUUUUAACUGCAUUUGCCAAUGGGAUGCAGAGCCUCAGACAGACUUUGACCUUUGAAGGUGUUCUGGGCAAAGCUCCGGGUGAGGUUGGAUGGAACGAGGGAUUCCCAUUCGCGUCUUUUUCCAAGCGUUUUGAAUCGAUCGCUCCGGUUCGGGAAGGGGGACGAGAGUCCAGUUUUAUAAACAGCAACAAUCUUUUUUUUUUUUUUCCCCCUUUCCAAAAGAAAAAAAAAAUUGAUCUAGCUGUAUUGAGAAUUACUAGAGCAGGCGGGCGGGCGGGCAGGAGGCUGGACAGCGCCGUCGUAACGCGGGAUGGGCACGGGAAGCUUCCUCUCGGUGAAACGCGAGCCCCAGCUUGGAAACAUCCAGUGGCCACGUGGGAUCUGUAACGAGGGAGUCGCACCGGGGGGCCGAGGUGUCUCCGGACGCCCCCCAGCCAUGAGCGCUGCAGCAGCUGGCGCAGGACAGGGUUUGGCCCCAGGCGCUGGGGAUGGAGGCGUUGAGAUCUUGUGAGCGCGGCGAGCUCUGUGUGUUGUUCCCACAAUUUUCCCAGCAGACUGGCAGUGGGGAAGGGAGGGAGGGGGGGGGGUUGGGGUUUGUAGCGGGUGGCGGGGCUUUUUCUGUGCAGUAGACUAUGGAAACUUCUAGCCAAGCCUUUCCGAGCGUAGGUCCAGGACACUAGAACCGGCGGCCGGCUCUGGGGACCCUCCCCUCUCCCCUUCCCUCCUGAUAACCAGUGCUGCGAGGAGUUUUGCAUUCGCCCCUGUUAAUUGUAGGAUGGGGGGGAAGAGAGGGCGGCAGUAAGGUAGCAGAGGAAGCAUUGCAUUCACGAUUCCCGUCCCUUGCAAAGUGUGAGCGCCGUCGGACCGAGCUUGGCCCACGUAACGCCAUGCACUGCGAUCCGGGAGCGAGCUCCCCACGGAGAGGCCAGCCGACGUGCCCACGAGCACUGGUCCUGCCCCUUCCUGCCCGCGCGGGCUCUUACCGUGGCAUGGAGGUCCUCAGCCCUCCUGCUCCCCUGUGGUGCAACCCCAAUGGUGCUUGGGAGAAAGAUCUGAGCUCAGGGAAGCCCUGCCACCUCUCCCGCGUAGUUAGAGCAACCCACCCGGCGCGUGUCCUUGGGUCCCUUUUUAUAAGAACCCGGCAGAAAUCCCAAUAGUCUCCAUUGAAGCAGCAGAUUUGCUCACCAGCUUCUAACACUGUAGACAAGAGACUGUCUAAUACCGUUAGCUUUAUCUAAUAAUCGGGUAGACCUGCUUCUGCAGAGGACAGCCCAGCUUUCCGUGGCUAGGACUGAGGGGCAGAGAAGUGCUCAGCGCAGAAGGGAGAGGGGUGGAUAAGCCUCCUAGGCAGACCCCUUAGUGCUGGUGUCUUGGAUGGAGAUGGCGGAUGGAUCCGGGCACGUUCCUGGGGCACUUGACGUGCGGGGCGGUCGGUUCAUCUGCAUCUUCACCCAAGUUUUGGUCCAAAUUGUGUGCAGAGAAAGGCUCCCCCCCAUCCUGGGAGGUCUGUCUCACCAAGCCAUUGCCCCAGCACGCUGGGUCUGGUUUCCAUCGCUUCCGUACAAAAGUAGUGUCGCAUUCUGGGCCCCUUGCGAUGCCGACAGGCCAGGGGCCGUGUCCCAGCACCAGUCCUGCCUGUGCGCUGCCGAAGGGGGAGGCCGGGGGGAGCCACGGGCUCAGCCUUCACGGAGACCCUGAGGAGGUUGGGCUUGUGGCUCUCAGAGGCCUACUUUGAGUGAGGGACUGGGACUGGCCCCGUGCCUUUUACCAGGGCAGCAAGCAGCUUGGUCCAGCACCGCCAGGGUUUUGGCCACCUGCUCUCAGACAGCAAACGUGGGGUUCCUGGGCAGGGGGUGCCAGCCCCGGAGCUGCCCCCCGUUCUUUGCUCGUGGUGACUUGCUCCACGGGGAGCGACACCCUUUGUCCCUCCCAGAUGAUGAGAUUUGCUGUUCGGGGAAAACCGACUCGCCCGUGUCAGCCCCCCGCCAGGCCACCCCCAGCUGCAGAUUGGCAGCGCCGGCUUUGUGCAGGUGAGGGGCUCGCGGAUCUGUCCCGGAUCCUUCGCCCUCCGCUCUUUCUUACGUCAUCGCUCACAUUUUUAAGCAAAAGUUUUUAAACGAGGACUUCAUGUUUUUAACACUACCCCAGUCCCUCUCGCUGCCACCCCGCAGGAUCCCUGGAGCCCCGCGCUGAGCCCGGGGGAGCAGGAAGCCUCCUGCAGCCCUGUCCGAGUGUCCCGGGUUCUGGUCCUGCCAUCCGCUAGCAGCUUUGCCCCUCGUUGCCCCUGCUGCGCAAGGCCUUCCCCAGGGCAGCGCUGCCUUGGCACGGCCCCAGGACCGUCCGGCACAUGCAGCACGUUGCUUCCUGUGUCCGGGAGACCCAGCGAGUGUCUCCCAGCCCCGGCCCCCCUAGCAGGUCUGCAAACCCACGAGAGAUCCCUUGUAGUUUUCCUUCUCAGUCCAAGCGAUUUAGGCUCCGUCAGUCGCCGCGCCCAUAGCGAGCGCUGUCCCCCGCGGCCGGGCUGUCCCUCCACCGUGGGGGCUUCCCCCGGUUCUUAAUUUAGUCCAGCUCCAGCCUUAUUUUUCUACUCCGGAUUUGCUGAUUCUUCCUCUACGUUAGAGAACAGUGCAUGGUGCUAUAGCUGGCGCUCCGGGCAAGCCCAGGAGUCGCAGGUCAGCCACGAGCCCCGGGUCCUUCAUUUGCGUGGCAGAGGCCACCGCGGGCGCUGCUCACCCAGCCGCCCGCGAGGGACGCACCAGUGUCAUCGGUUCUUGCAACCUGAUGAGUCUGCCCAAAGCUCUGCUCCCCGCAGCCCCCCUGCACCCCCAUCACCCCUUCCCCAGCGCCCCGUGGAAGUGUCCUGUGUCCAGCCCGGCCCGUUGGCACGGUCAGUGCUAGUCAUCAUGGCACGUGGGCUUUGCCAGGGUGGGGGUUGGCAGGUCACUUGCACGGCAGCGUUGCCUUGGGCCGUGUUAUCCCCAUGUGCAAGGGCCGGGCACAGCUCUGGAUCAGCAUGCAGUUGGAGGAGGAUGGGGAGGACAGGACCUUUGGCCUGGGGGACACGUGCCCAGCCGGGAGCCCGCUCCCUUCACACUGCCCCGUGAGAGCUAUGCAAAGCGGCAGAGGCAGGGACAGUUUUGGGCUCCCCUGCUCCUGGCACCGUUGUCUCAAGCAUGCCCGGGGCAGCUGGGAGCCCCGCUCCAGCCUCCGGUGCAGGCAGAGAUGGCAGAGGUCCCUGUGCUGGGGGACUGGCCUAGCUCUGCGGGGUGGUGGGAAGGAGCCGGCUCGGUUGCUUGGGGGUGGAGGGGGGGUCUUCACCUGCAGGCUUCCCCAUUUUUAUCCCCCCCACCCCAUCCGAGUCGCGCAGCGCUCAUACCGUAGAUGUUUUUGUAUCGCAUAAAUAUCAGUGCCGGUUCCAGUAGCUGCUUGUACUUUGUCAGUGCAUUUGCCAAAAAAGAAAAAAAAAAAAAGAAAAAAAGACACUUUCCGGACUUUUUAAGUGCUCUGAACUGUGAAGUGCGGGGGGCGGCUCCUCUCCCCAUCCCUCAUCGCGGUCAGGCCACCGGGGCCUGCCCGGCACACGCUCCACAAAGGCCUUUUUGGGAUGUCAGCCCCCCGCCCAGAUUGGCCCGGAGUCCCUCUCACGCGUGUGGCAAAGCCGUCACCAGAAAUAGAAAGGCGAGGGACUGAAAAAGAGGGCGGGCGGGCAGGCGGGCGGGAGGAAGCGGAGUGCCUGUGUGAUCUGCCAGCCGCUCGGGUCCCGGGGCCGAGGCAGCCCACAGGCUCCUGUCCUCGUAGACCCGCCAGGAGGGAGCGACAGCUCCGCCAGCCCUGGCUGCAGGGGCGGCUGGUGCUUCUGCCUCUGGCCAGAAGGAUCAGGCCCCCCCGCCCAGCCUCUUGCAGGCGCUUGCUGCCGGAUGGGCAUCAGCCGCGUGGUCAUCCGGGGCUAAGAGCAUCCCCGAUGCUUUGCCCCCCCAGGGUGCAUCCCCAGCCCUGCUCCCUUAGGACGAAGGCAGCUUCCCUCACCUCCCUGCCCGAGCCAGGCGUAUCCUACCAGGAGCGCGGCUCCUUAAACAUCCCGGCUCCAGCUGCGUGGGGGGAGAGCUUAGGAGCGAUGCCCGUGUCGCUCAGUCCCUGGCCCUGUGAGCAGCCCAGCCGAAUCCCUCUUCCCCGUUGCGAGUACUUAAAAGUCGCCUCUAUUAACGAGAGUCAAGGCGACCGCAUCCUCCCCCUCUGCAGGAAAAGCCACGCGUUGGGUCCCUUGCGCUCUUCACUUCUCUCUCUGGUUUAUGACUCUUCUUUGCCAAACUCUGAUAUUGUUGCCAAACGCCAGUCGAGGUUUGUAAAGACUGUCCUUUAGGAAGUAAUCGGUGUCCGUAACGUAGGUUCUUCAUAACGUCUGCAUUUGGGGAUCUCCGAUUUAUUUUUAUUUCCCCCCUUUCUGGUGUGCCAUAGACCAAUUUCUUGCACAGUGUUUAAUAUUUUGUGGACUUGUUGUUAAAAAGUGACUUGAUAACACAAUAAAAAGGCUCACUUUUCAUUUUA
Messenger RNA from Alligator sinensis (Chinese alligator), 5201 nucleotides. It is a transcript of the gene GNG7, whose product is annotated as G protein subunit gamma 7. The record is from RefSeq and is a predicted model, not a curated record. Lineage: Eukaryota; Metazoa; Chordata; Crocodylia; Alligatoridae. Gene Ontology annotation, molecular function: G-protein beta-subunit binding. Gene Ontology annotation, cellular component: heterotrimeric G-protein complex. The transcript has 3 exons. Gene Ontology annotation, biological process: G protein-coupled receptor signaling pathway. The coding region runs from base 146 to 352 and encodes 68 amino acids.